AUGCAUGUGGACGAAAGUUCAUACUCUAGCUACGACAUGAUCAUUGGACGUGAUCUACAAAACUCACUAGGCAUUGACAUCCUUUGGUCCAAACAAUCACUAAUGUGGGACGGAAUCUCAGUUCCCAUGAAAGGUUACACAGAACGUUCUGAUGAAAACGAAGACGAACUUCAAAACAUGUUUGAAGAGAUCAUGGAAAUAGAACAAGAAGAAGAACUAUUUGGCGCGUCUAAACUUCUGGACGCUAAAUACGAAAAGGCAGAUAUUAACGCGGACGUUGAACAAAUGAAUCAUUUAUCAGCGCACGAGAAAACCGCGUUGAAAAGUUUGCUCUAUAAAUAUGAAGAAUUAUUUGACGGCACUUUAGGCACGUGGAACAUUCCGCCAGUUGACUUCAAACUGAAACCAGGAAGUAAACCAUUCCACGCAAAACCUAUGCCGAUUCCACUCAUACAUAGAGACACGAUCCGCAAAGAAAUUGAUCGUUUAGUUCGCAUUGGCGUUCUCAAAAAGGACACUUCCAGCGAAUGGAGCGCUCCUUCAUUUAUUGUCCCCAAAGCGAACGGACAAUGCCGUCUUGUCACGGACUUUCGAGUCUUAAACUCAAUGCUCCAAAAACGAGUAUACCCACUUCCGAAAAUUUCCGAUUUACUUACGGAUAUCAGCGGAUUUACUUAUGCCUCCGCCAUUGACUUGAACAUGGGAUAUUGGAACGUCCGUAUUACUCCCGAGUCAUCUAAGCUCUGUACUAUCAUCUUACCCUGGGGCAAAUAUAGUUACCAAAAACUGCCCAUGGGCGCAAUGCCCUCAGCUUACAUUUUUCAAGAAGCUAUGAAUCGCCUCAUGGAAGGCCUCGGCGACGUCUUAACGUACUUAGACGACGUCCUCUGUGUCACCAAAGGUGACUUCGAAGACCACCUUCAACGACUAGAACUAUGUCUCCAACGGCUCCACAAAGCCGGCCUUAAGGUUAAUUUACCCAAAUCUGAGUUCGCAACUCAACAAUUUAAAUACUUAGGCUACUUGGUUUCACGCCAAGGCAUUCGCCCUAUUGCUUCGAAAGUGGAAGCGAUUCAGCGGUUGAAACCCCCAAAAACUUUGAAACAAUUACGCUCAUUCCUUGGCAUGCUCAAUUAUUACCGUGAUAUGUGGGAAAAGCGCUCACAUAUGUUAGCUCCAUUUACUGAACUAAUCAAAUCAAGCAAAAAAGGACGUCCAUUAAUAUGGAAACAAGAACACACAGAAGCGUUCGAACAUGUGAAACGAGUGAUUGCAAAAGACACUAUGCUUGCAUUCCCUGAUUUCUCCAAACCUUUCACAAUACACACUGAUGCUAGCGACUUCCAGCUUGGUGGAGUGAUUUCCCAAGAAGGAAAACCUAUUGCUUUCUAUAGCAGAAAAUUAAAUCCUACGCAAAGGAACUACACAACAGGAGAACGCGAAAGCCGCAACAUCUUGCUUGGUCGCAAAAUUAUAGUAUAUACCGACCACAAAAAUCAUACAGACCCGAAAACCAUUUCUCAAUCCCCAAGAAUCCAACGAUGGAGAUGGAUCAUUGAAGAAUUCGGGCCAGACAUAAGACAUAUCGAUGGAUCUGCCAAUGCGGUCGCCGAUUGCUUAAGUCGUAUGGACGCAGACUUCAGGACGAAAUAUGACGAAUUCGACGAAGUCCAACUAGCUGAAAGGUUCGACAUGGACUCGCUGGAAGGUUAUAAGGAGGAGAAAUAUCAAUUCCCCCUCGACACCGGUCUAAUCGCAGAGUAUCAAAAGAAACAAGAUAAAACUCUAAUGCGACAUUUACAAAACCAUCCAGAAUACUUUUCCAAAGAGGUGCAUGGCACCAAAAUAAUCUUAUUCCACAAACAGAUUUAUGUUCCUAAGCCACUACAACAGCAUGUUCUACAGUGGUAUCAUGACAUGUUACAGCACCCUGGCGUAACACGAACUGAACGAACCAUUCGCCAACACCUAACUUGGCCAGGUCUGCGACACGACGUCGAGACUCACGUAAAGCAUUGCCGUAAAUGCCAACUAUGUAAAAAUCCAAAACUUAAAUACGGCAAACUGCCAGUAAAAGAAUUUACCUAUAAGCCUUGGAACACCAUUUGUGUCGAUCUUAUCGGUCCUUACACCGUAUCUACAAAAGACGGAAAAGAUAUCAAACUACACGCCAUGACGAUUUGUGAUCCAGCGACUGGAUGGUUCGAAAUUGUAGAAAUUGAUGACAAAAAGUCACUUACUACAUCAACGAUGCUCGACCGCGUAUGGUUCUCACGAUAUCCAAGACCUCAAGAAUGCAUUUUCGACAAUGGUAAAGAAUUCCUUGGCGAAGAAUUCCAAGAACUACUAAAAAGUUAUGGAAUCAAACCGGUCCCUACAACAGUCAAGAACCCUCAAGCUAAUUAUGUGGAACGGAUCCACCAAACGCUCGGAAACAUGCUCCGUACAAACGAAUUAGAGGAAUUUGACUUCGAUUAUAAUGAUCCUUGGACCCAAAUCUUAAGCAACUGCGCUUGGGCUAUUCGCUCCACUAUCCAUACUGUCAUGGAAGCGACACCCGCUCAACUAGUCUUAGGUCGUGAUAUGCUUUUCUACCUGACAUUUAAAACAAAAUGGUGCGAUAUUAAAAGCAAACAUCAACAUGCCGCAAAUAAGAAUAACACACAAGAAAACUCCAAACGCCAGCCACACAAAUACCGCGUGGGUGAUUUGGUCCUCCUUGAUCACGGCAAAUUGCAACAAAAACUCCUGCCCAAACAAACAGGUCCAUAUCAAGUACUCCGUGUCUACGACAAUGGCACAAUCAAACUACGACGUGUCUUCCAUGCACAACGGGUAAGUCUCCGACGAUGCGUUCCUUACUACACCCCCAUCACCGCUUGA
This is a messenger RNA of Cylindrotheca closterium, 2883 nucleotides long. The record is from the annotation of a GenBank genome assembly. Lineage: Eukaryota; Bacillariophyta; Bacillariophyceae; Bacillariales; Bacillariaceae.